AUGAUCCAGCUGCUGCCGGCCGCGGUCGUGGCGCCCCUGUACUUCCAGAGCAAGGUCGAUCUCGGCGUCAUCACCCAGUCCUCGUCAGCGUUCGGCCACAUCCUGGAGGACGUGUCUCUUGUGGUCUACGAGAUCGGGGCGCUCGCGGGCUUCAGCGCCGUCAUAGACCGCCUGGGGGAGUUUUCGGAGGUCUCCGACGUCAAGCUGCGCCACGCGUUCUCCGUGGAAGCUGCCGAGAAGCAGCUGCCGGCGACGGGGGCGCCCGCGGCGGGGCGGGAGGGCGGCGGCCAGGCAGCGGCAGCGGGGGGAGGCGCGGCGGGAGCGGGGACGGGAGCGUCGGGCCGGCGGUCGGCGGCAUCGGCAGACGCUGCGGCCGAGGCGGGGCCGGGGGGCAUCACCAUCACGCACCUCGGCCCCGACGCGGCAGCGGGGCGGGAGAACGGCAGCGGCGCCGGCGGCGCCGGCGAGCUGUUGCUGGAGCUGCGCUCGCUUAGUGUUUCGACGCCGGAUGGCUCUGCAAAGCUGGUGCAGGGGCUUGACCUUCAGGUGCGCGCCGGCGAGCCGCUUCUCAUCGUCGGCCCUUCGGGCGCCGGCAAGACCUCCCUGCUGCGCGCCCUCGCCGGGCUCUGGCAGUCCGGCGGCGGCUCCGUCCUGAGCUACGGACUGCCCGGACUGGGUGACCCCGGCUGCCAGCCCGGCAGCGUGCUGUUCCUGCCCCAGAAGCCCUACAUGGUGCUGGGCUCCCUGCGGGACCAGCUGCUGUACCCUACCUGGAGCGAGCGCGGGGCGGCAGGGCAAGACGGCAGCAGCAGCGGCAGCGGCGGCGACACGGAUGAGGCCGUGACUGCUGCGUCGAAGCAGGGUGAUCCGCAGGCACGACCGGCCCCAAGCGAGGAGGCGCUGGUGCAGGUGCUGGAGAGGGUGCAGCUGGCCGGACUGCUUGAGCGCUGCCGUGCAGCCGUAGACAGCGGCGGCGGCAGCCUGGCAGGCGGCGGGCCGGGGUCAAUCCGGGAUGGCGGCGGCGCGGGCGUCGAGGGCGUGGACGCCCCGUUCAGCAGCAUUGGCAGCGGCAGCGCCGCCGGCGGUCGCGGCAGUCCGCUGGACUGCGUCGCGGACUGGUCCCAGCUGCUGUCGCUGGGUGAGCAGCAGCGGCUGGCGUUUGCGCGGCUGCUGCUGACGGCGCCGCGGCUGGCGCUGCUGGACGAGGCCACGUCAGCCCUGGACACAGCCAACGAGGCCCUGCUGUACCAGGCGGUCCUGGCCAGCGGCACGACCCUCAUCAGCUUGGCGCUGCCGUACUGGCAGGAGGUGCCCGAAGCUAGGUGGAAGCUGGCCGGGGUGGUGGCGUUGACGCUGGCAACGACCGGGGUCAGUGUGCUUUUCAACUUUUUGGGGCGUGACUUUUUUAACGCCCUGUCGGAGCGCGACGUGGACGCCUUCCAGACGCAGCUGCUGCGGUACCUUGGAGGGUUCGCGAUCGGAGUGCCGGUGUUCGUCAUAAAGCGGUACUUCCAGGCCCGCCUGUCCCUCCAGUGGCGCGAAUGGAUGACCAACCGCCUUCUGGCGCAGUACUUCCGCGACCGCUCCUUCUACCAGCUGCAGGCGGGGCAGCUCGUGGACAACCCGGACCAGCGCAUCGCGGCAGACGUGAAGGUGUUCACCGAGACGGCGCUGUCGCUGUCCCUCACGCUCCUCAACUCGAUCAUCGACCUCGUGUCUUUCAGCGGCAUCCUCUACUCCAUAUACCCGCCGCUGUUUGCGGCGCUGCUCGUGUACUCGAUCGGAGGCACGGCCGCUUCGAUAGCCCUGGGGAAGGUGCUGUGA
Molecule: messenger RNA, 1824 nt
Organism: Monoraphidium neglectum
Lineage: Eukaryota; Viridiplantae; Chlorophyta; Chlorophyceae; Sphaeropleales; Selenastraceae
Exons: 8
Coding region: 1-1824 (607 amino acids)
Biological process (GO): transmembrane transport
Cellular component (GO): membrane
Molecular function (GO): ABC-type transporter activity; ATP hydrolysis activity; ATP binding
Source: RefSeq, a predicted model, not a curated record